AUGUGGCGAAUUGCUCUUCGGUUGACGGCCCGCCCUGCGUUCCGAGACGAAGAUAGUGACCGGCGCCACAUCGAAAAGUUUCACGAGGAUGGCCUAUCUAAUCAACUCGCCGCCCACCUCGACGCAGAGUUGAAGCAGGAUCCGCUCCUUUGGCAAGUGGAGACUCGGGUACGCAUGCUCAUGGGUGCGCGAGGUCACGAAGGCCACAAUCUGGCCCGCAGCACUGCCAAACGCCAGUUGACGAACCACCCGCAGAAGGCUGAAGCGGGAGUCGCUGCGCCUAUAUAA
Messenger RNA from Cladophialophora carrionii CBS 160.54, 288 nucleotides. RefSeq lists its product as uncharacterized. Lineage: Eukaryota; Fungi; Ascomycota; Eurotiomycetes; Chaetothyriales; Herpotrichiellaceae. Bases 1 to 288 code for a protein of 95 amino acids. The record is from RefSeq and is a predicted model, not a curated record. The transcript has a single exon.